UCCAGCACCGUUUGUAUCAGUGUCAAACUGUGUUAGAUACUCUGUGAGCAUACAGAAGAUAUGAAAUUGUGUUGUGCUCAAAUGCUAUCUAUGGAUUAAGAAUGUUCAAAUAAUGGAAAGAAGAAUAUACGAAACAAUUGACCUCGAUGACAGGAACUUAUUGAUUGAUUUGCGGAUGUACUACACAUUGAAAAUAUUUGAACGUUUAUGAAAUCUCUGCCUAACAUCGUGAUUAAUUCAAAGGAAAGAUCUCAUCAUAUUCACCAGAGACAAACGUCCCCGAGUCUACCCUCGUAUGGAAAGCUUGCUGAAAGCAAUUGCAUUUUGGCGAGAAACAUCAUUCAUUGCUAUUGUGCUUCGAUGACGGAGAGGAUACAGUUGAGCUUUGGAACAGAUCAGUGGAGCCAGCAAUGUUGAAAAAUGAAACUAGUUCCGCGUUCAAAUAUACUCGUUCAUACGUUCUGGUUCAUAGAAUAAUUGUUAUUCUAGCAAUAGCUUCAUUGUUUGAAGAUAAAAUCAGUGGACACAGUUGAAACCGCAUAGUUUUGAUAUACCAGAUCAAAAACGGCAAUACCUAAUACACAAUAUAAACCGUAUUGUUGGCAACAACGAACAAGUGGACACAGUUCCCGAGCAGUGAGAGUUUUGUUUGAAGGAUGAAAAUGUAUUCAUCGUCGACAGCAACAAGCUGAACCCGUGCCACCUUCGGGGCAGACGGUAUAAAGUUCCAAUAUUUUGUACGAUGCGAGAAGAAAUUGAGAAGCAUUCGUUGUCAGACCAAAAAUUGCUCUCGAUACAUUCAACUAUGGAUGCUCUCCCCGUACUUUGGGCUUUUGUGUGUACACAGCACACAUCAACUUCGGCCCCAUCGUAGUAGCCGUUUUUUGGUACUAUUUUUCCUCGACUCGGAAUGACUGUUCUAGGGACAUAUUCGCAACGGAAUUAAACAGUUCCAUUACGAUAAAGUGCUAGUUUACCUGACCUGCAGAAAGUUGCAUCGUCGACGCUAUUUUAUGUACAAAACGAGUGAAGAAAAGGCAACAUUCCAGAUAUUGAUUACUGCUGGCUGCUGUAUCUGUGAUUAAACUAAGUCGUAAAUGCAACCGUUACUGACGUUCAUCGUUGCUGGUGAAGCCGACUACCGACUUCGGUAAAGAUCGGUAUUGAACAGCAUAAUACUUGCUUUGUAGUUUAAAUACAGCUGUUCUAUGUGCUGAGAGAAACUUCCAGUCUUGGAGUGAGAAGAAAACGAACAAAAUGGGUACAGUCGAGUGUCCUGUGUGUACACUAUAUCUCCGGGCUGAUAUGAGCCUGGAGGAUCAUCUGGAGACACAUCCCAAGGAUCAGGUUAUCAGAGCACUAGUUUCGUUGGCUGCGAAGCCGCCAGCUACUCCACCUAGUGCGCCAGCAGCUGCAGCAUCAACGAAUCCUGUGCUGGGUGCAUCAUCAUCGAUGGAACUUGCUGCUACGCGAACAUGCAGUUCUCGUUCUCAUACACCACCGAAUGCAUUAAUGUAUCACACGAAUGGGUACGAACCCGGUCCGCAAGCUUCCAUUCUUUCGGCUAACCCAUCACCAAUCGUUACGAAUUCUGUUCCAACUGCAAUAGCGGUUGUAAAGGCUUCUGACAUGGGCUUUCCAAUAAACAACGUUAUGAUCGUCAAAAGUUGUAGUGCGAAAUUCGUACAUCAAACGCCUCCAGGUGGUAAUAAUCAUGUCGUCGGGGGUGGACACAAUGGAACGACCACGUCAUACGCUUCUAGUUCAAUCGACAGCAAAAACGUGUUCAUCGAACCAGAUCGAGGAGGAGAAAGUGGAACAACUUCCAUCACCGUUCGUCGCCAAAUUCCUUCGCUAUAUCCUCGUUAUACAAAUGAACGCUAUUCUGGCCCUCCGCCUCCAUACAGUACAGCCGUUUCAUCUACGAUAUCUGCCAGCUCGCAGUUACAACAAGCCUCGAUAUCAGGUUUUGCUUCUAGAUACGAGCCGAAAACCAUCGUGCAUCAGCCGAACUUUUAUCCUCACCCUCCACCUGCACCUCCUCUAGCUCAAUCGACGUCGGUGACAACUGCUUCACUACAAUAUCAUCAGAUAUACCAGCAAUCUCCGCCACCACCUCCUCUACCAAUGAAUCAACAAGCUUCUGAGGAAAUUCAGCAAAUGCAUGAACAAUUUCCAAAUGCUACUAAUAUGAAAGCUAGAAGCUUUUCACAGGCGCAAUAUACCGAAAAAGACGAUGGCGACUUCCUGGUUACUGAGAAUCCCAAACAAGUAAUCGAAUACACCGAAAUUGACGAAGGUGAAUUCAUGGUAAUUGAGAAAAUCAUCAAGUCACCCUCGCGUGUCGUUCAAAUUCCUAAUGACACAGAGUGUCCAUCUACAUCUACGGACGAUGUACAGCAAUCAGUAGAGGAGGAAAAAGAUGAACCACAAGAAGUGGAACACGAAGAAUGUGAAAUGGAUAUUGAGGAGGAACACAAAUCACUUGACAAAAAUGACCAUCAAGAGCAAUCCCGACCGCUGGAAAUAGUGGAAAACGACGAUGGCACAUUUGCGGACAGUCAUGGUUCGUUUGGAUGUAAAGAAAUGCCAAAACCAAUGCUAGUCAGCAGUAUUGGUACUGGGAAGAAGUGUAACAAAUUUAACUUUAUAGUGGAACCGUCUGACGCGAAUUCUGCUUGCCCUGAGAGCAGUUUCUACUCACCACGCAAAAAGCUGACCAGUGGUUUGAAGGUAUUGAGCAACGUAAAGGUAACAACCGAUUUAUCCCAGGGCAUUAAGGAUAUUAUUCUGAAUCUGAAUUGCAAAACCAAAACCACGACUGUUCCUGGAUGUAGUGGAACAGGUUCAAGCGAUAUGCACAGUAAAAAACAAAAUCUAACGGAAAAUGAGAAAUCAACUGCUGUUGUGAACAACAAUUGCCAGAAUGAGCUUAUAAUUAAUACCAACGGAAAUAUGCCUCCUAUCGAUCUCAACAAUGUCAAUAAUAUUGAAAUUAUUAACGACGAUGAAGAAGAUAACCGUUCGGAUGUAGACGACGAGUGCUAUGUAGGAUCAAUGGAAGUGAAAGCUAGCACUGACGAUGGAAUACCACAAGUCGACAGCGGAUUUUUCGAAGCGCGUUCACCGCAAAGUACAAGUUCGAGUACCACACCAACAUCAUCGGUUAUAACCAGUGUGAUCCGCAUGACUCCCUAUCCUUCUCCGGUAAUCGCUCAAUCCACGUCCCCUGAACAGCCUCAACAAGCGGCCUUGGCAACGUUUACUCCGCCACUGCAACCUCCUGAAUCUGAACCAUCUAUUCAAGAGAAAACAGUCGCGACCGUUAGUGAAAUUCCUUCCACUUCAAAACGCUCCUCCCUAGAUUUUGCUCAAAAAUCAAUAACCCUGCCAAUAACUAAGAAACAUACUACAGGCAUCUCGUCGGUCCCUCUUUUCAACAAGCCACCGAAAAAGUUGACCGUCAAGCUGAAAACUCCAUUACCACCAGCGCCCCCGCCAACACCACCUCCUAUUCCAGCUGUUCCAUAUGAUAACAAUGCCACUAGUAUGGUUGUGCCAAAAGUGGAACACUCUAUCGGUCACGUUGAUGAUCAGGUUGAACAAUCGAAUCAACAAACCUUGACUCUUACAUUGCCUAGCCGAGUUAGCGACAGCGACAAAUCUGAGGAAAACCCACCAGAAGCUCUUGGCGAGGAGAAAUAUUCCACAUCUGUCAAUAAUCAGCAAAUGACGCCACAGAUCGGCUCAGCAACACAACAUGAACCGUUCGUGCACGAGCGAACAUCCUCCAUUGAUACUGUAUUGAAUACCUCUACAACUGAGGUCAUUAGGACAUCUUUUGUGACAGCUAAGACGGAGCAGGAUUAUCUAAUUUCCGAAACAAUUACCUUUACGCAAUCUUCUACACAAUGCAGUGACAACAAUAGCAGCGAGCCCAGUACCAGCUUUUGUUUCCAUGAAACUCAGCACCUAAAAGAUGGAACGAUCCCUAUACCAUCCCCUCCACAGGAAGAUGCUCAAGAUACACUUCCUAUCAGUAAUCAAACUGAAUGUUACAAAAUAACAUUUAUCGAAGAUGAGUCGGCUAUCAUAAAUAAGCAACAGAAGCAGGAACCCGAUGUAAUGGCGUCUGUGGAGGAGCCAAUUCCACACGAGCUAGAACCAAGCGCUAGCAGUAGCAGUUGUAGUAGUAGUAGUAUUAGUUCCACCGGUAUUAAACCCGAACUUGGAUGCGAGCAGAAAGCAAUCAUAGCGGAAUUGUGUAGCAUAGAGAUGGACCCUCAAGUUCAUUUGUUGUCACCGCACAGCGGGUCUCAUGCAAGCGAUAGUAAAUCAGCAAUUUCACUGCACUCGGAAGCAUUGGAACCACCCCGGAUGUCAUUUAAAAAUAUUAAAGUUGAAAAUGUGGAAACAUUCAAUAAGAACGAACUGGAACAGUUGGUAUCAUUAGAAAUCGUCAGUGGCGGCAAACUGGAGCAUGACAUAGAAAAGCUCGAACCGCCAACGACCGAUAUCUGCGAUCCUAAGUGUGACAAGAGUGAAGAACAAAAAGAUCAUAAAGACUUCCUCGAGGCUGGGCCAUCGCGAGCGACGGUGACGGCGACAAUAGAAGUUGAUGAGCGCAUUGGGAAGGACUCACAAAGUCGAGCGCAAGAUUCUGAGCCGGUCUUUCUUGAAUACAGCGCAGAGUACGACGAUUACGUUCCAGUUAAUGGUUAUGGCAACGCACAGGGUCAGAUUCCACUGUCCUGGGUGCAGAAGUUUAGCCCCCAAUAUACGCCUUUUGAUGACCAGAAUUCCUACAUUGAUCUGGAUAUGUGCAGUAGCAAGACUAAUUCGAAUAGCAUUACGAGUGCCAGUGGCAGCAGAGGGAGCGUCAGUCGUAUUGAAUCCAGCAUGGACCGUGCACCGUCGGCUGAAAGUCUGAACAUCAGAACCGACGAGAAGAUGCCUGCCAAAGGGGAGAUAUCCGAACAAGAAAGCAAUGGUGACAUGGAGUUAUCUUGGAAUAGGCUUUAUCCCGUUCACGAAAAUAUUCCAAUUUAUCCGAGUUCGUACGAUCUAUCGACCGCACAGGAGUGCUGGAAUUUAACGAACCGCAACCCUAGCGCACACAACAACAGCACCAGUAGCAGCACGAGUAACAAUAACAACAGCACGGGACUUGUGAGUUCUAGCAGCAUCAUUACGGGGACACAUUCGGAGCCUCACUUAUCCCACCAUCAAACGCAUCAUUCCCACGGUAUUGGCUUUCAAUUCUCUCAACACGAUCAACAGCGACAAGAUGUGCUGGGUGGGGGUGAAGAUCAGAUGGACGAUAAGUCAAAGAUCCAUUUGAACUAUGGCGCUAGUGGCAGUGCUGAAGGGAAUUAUAUGGGAGUGAUACCGAGUGGUAGCAGUGGUAGUGCUUUACAGGGCUCAACCGCUUCAAAGCUUAUAAAGAACCGCACGUAUCGAUGCUCCGAAUGUCCGAAAUCGUUCAGUACGGUAAAGCAACGGCGUGUUCACAUGAUAUCUGAGCACGAGAUCGAGAGUAAAGUACAUGUGCUAUCAUCCGCUGCUGUUGUUCCUGCUGCUGCCACCGCUACCACCGGUGGUAUAUCAUCGACGAUUACAUCCGGAUCGGCAUUGAAUUUAUUCGCUGAUGGAUCGGGUGAAGGAUCCAGCACAGCAAUGUUGAGUAAGAAGAUCAAAAUCGAACCACAGCCAAUAUUGAUGAGUUAUAGUGCGCUUAAACAUGAACUCGAGCAAAAGCUGGAAAUUGGACUUGGCGGGAGUCUGCUCAGUGGUCCGUCGAGAAAACGGACGUAUGUUUGCGGCACCUGCAAACAAGAGUUCGAUACAUUCAAAUUAUUCAACGCUCACUUGAUGAUCCAUCCGGCAGAGUGUUGCACAUGCGGCAGGAGUUUCAGACAUUGGUCAAACUUUGCACUGCACGUGAAACGACAUUUGGGCAUCAAAGACCAUCAGUGUAGGGUGUGUGGCAAGAAAUUCGUCAUCAAACAAAAGCUUAUCGAACAUAUGCGAGUUCACACUGGAAAGGCACCAAUCAAGUGCCCUGAUUGUGAUCAGCAUUUCCGCCGGUUUUCCAAUCUGGCACAGCAUCGGAAUCGGCAUCAUCUGAACAAAAUUUCCUCUAAAAAAGACUAUGUCUGUCAUUGUGGUGAAGUUUUUCAAUCGAAGGCUAAAAUGGAGUGGCAUAAAGAAAUCCACGAAAACAAACCCAAAAGUUGUCCAUUUUGCCGGGAGAAGUUCAUACACAAAAACAGUCUCACGAGACACAUCCGUUUGUCGCACACGGAGAAAUACGUGAAAUUGGAAAUGGCCACAGAGAUGUGUACCAUUUGCAACCAACCGUACAUAAAAACCAGCAUGAAACGACACAUGGAGACUCACACGGAGGAGCGUAUGGCGUAUUCGUGCACAAUUUGUAACAAACUGUUCAGCACCAAUUGGAACCUGAAGCAACACAAGUGGACCCAUGCGAAUCCCACCCUGAAACCGUUCCAGUGCAACAUGUGUCCGAGUGGAUUUGUGCGGGAGGCGGACUAUAUAACCCACAUGAAUGCCCACAAAUCCAUACGGCCAUACACGUGUAAUCACUGCGGUUGUCAAUUCAUCCGGAAGUACAACUGGAUUCGGCACACGAGGGAACACGAAAUGGACAAAAACUACACGUGCGAGAUUUGCGGACGAAAAUUCCAUCGAAAAUACUAUCUCACGGAACACAAGCGGAUACACACCGGCGAGCGGCCCUUCUCGUGCAAUAUCUGCGGUAAGACCUCGUCGACCAAGACGAACCACAACAAGCACAUCAAAAUUCACCACGCGCGGGAUCCGCUGACGGCAGAGGGCUAAGUGAGUAUGUUGUAGUAGGAAGACAAUUGCUUUAUUCGCUGUAAGGUUUAUCAAUAUUUGUAAAACCGUGAUCAGGUGUCAGUUCCUGGCGUAGAAUAGUUGAACAGGACAAAUCCGUACUAGACAAACAAUUUUCAGUUGCAGAGCAACAGAGGGGGUCAUCUUUGGUACAAUCCACACCACAUUUCCUUAAGAAGGGACCCCAGUCUGGGAAAACGAAAAAUAACGAAUUUAUUUUUAUUGCAUUUUUGGGAAGCUAGGAAAUGUUGUCUUCAAAGGAAUUUUCAAUAUGUAAUUUCGUUGGAAAGUUACAGCCAACAGUAUGGAGUCACCUCAAGGGAUAUAGUAUGACUGUACGAUUUUUUAAAGGCGUUUUUCUCGAAACAAUUUUUUUUCAGCUGGUGGUAUCGAUAUAUCUUAGGAUCUACUCGACCGAUAUGGCUGAAUUUUUUUAUCAGUAUGUAUAAAUGAAUUAUCUAGAGCGUUACAUAGCCGUUGUUUGAUAUCUUAUUUCUUCGAUUUUUUAUGCGCUUCUAAAAAGUGAUUUUACAUGAAAAAUAACUCAUUUUCAACAAAAUUGGCUGCCAUUUUGGCAAUUUAACGAAUUUUCUAAAACCCCUAUGUAAUGCUCUAGGUAUUGUCCUAAAGUUUCGAAAAUUUUCAUUUGAAUUCGUUCUGCGACACCCCGUUGCUUCAGAACCGCUACCACCAGCAAGGUACCGAUUUUCAGACAGCGGGCCUGAUUCUCGAAAACACUUCACUGUGGAAACCAAAUGAAAUGUAUCCGCGACGACAACGGUGUCGACAUCUGGAUACGAAAUUAGUUUCCCACUUAAACUUAUCAUUAUAAUAUCAAAUUAUAAUUAUAAAUUAAAAUUUUUGUAUGAGAUUAUUAUACCACAUGAAGAAAAUAAAGUUUUACAUGCACAUUGAACACCAGUUUGAUACGAAGAAGUUAAUUUUCAUUAAUGAUUUUUAUUUGAAAAGUGCUCAUUCUGCCUAAAAACUCAUUAUUAUCUGCGACACUUCACUAACUCGUAAAACGUAGUUCAAUGGCGUGCCGUUUAUUUCGUUUCCAUUGUGAAGUGUAUUCGAGAAUCAGGCCCAGCAUCUACGCAUCCAGCUGUCAACAGCGUUAUAAUCAUUAUUCGUGCACUCAAAAAAUGGAAAAUACAUCUUCAAACAUACCUUAAAUAAUAACCAAAAAAAUACCCGUACCCUUCACUUUAUUCCUAACAUCCGGAAAAAAAUCACGAAAAUUCAUUAUUUUUCGACCUUCCAGACAGGGGUCCCCCCUUAAUGCGUCAUUGAUAUGCGCUACGGCGCAUCAAAGAUUAGGGAAAACAGAGGUUUAUUGUAACUUCUAUUUAUGAAUAAAUUGAACAACCGAUUGUGAGAGAGGCGCCCCUUUGUUUUAAUGUUCAUGAUGCGUUGUGAUCUCAUCAUCUAACCCAACAUUACGCGAAAUUCCUGUUAGCCGUUGGUGGGAGCACCGAUAGAACGAUUUGGAGUGGACAUUUGGACACGCCACAAAUCAAACAGAAGCAAUUCGAAGGACAGGUACACAAAUUAGAGCAUAAACUUAUUUAUUUUAGUUAUUAUUCUGUCGUACGAAAUAAUAGCCGCGGUAUCCUUUCGAACAAUUCUACUUACGGGGGUGGAAGGAUACAAGUACUGAUCAUCCUAUCAACGGAGUACACCUCUGUACUGUUCACGAAAUUUAAGAUACAAAAUAGUCCAAUUACUCCCGACCACUAGAACUGAUUACUAAUUUCGUUUUGAGAAUAGUGAUGCAUGAAUCACUUUCUUCCAAGAAGUGUGAGAGUAAACUCUGCCCGGAAAGGUUUCGGUUAAAUCAUCUACUUUUUCCGGGAACUUUCAUGGCGCGAUGACAGUAACAUAUGAUACAACAAACGUAAGGUAGAUUUAGUGAGAUUAGACGAAAGAGAAGAGAAGUAAUAAUGUAAUAAUUUUAAGUGCAAUAGCUAGGGGACAGUUUUAAAUUCUUCUUUUUCUAGGUACAUAUAUUUUAAACUAAUUGCAAAGAUCGGAUAUAGUUACGGCUUUUAUUGCUGUUCCACACGUACUAAAAAUCUAUUCCUGAUAUUUUUAUGUCUACCCCGUUUUGUUCUAUUAUUUCCCUUCCGUGAACUGUAAAUACACCCAAUAUAAUAUUAUUUUAAAA
This is a messenger RNA of Toxorhynchites rutilus septentrionalis, 9046 nucleotides long. RefSeq lists its product as uncharacterized. The transcript is spliced from 5 exons. The record is from RefSeq and is a predicted model, not a curated record. The coding region runs from base 1258 to 6861 and encodes 1867 amino acids. NCBI's taxonomy places the organism in Eukaryota, Metazoa, Arthropoda, Insecta, Diptera, Culicidae.